Molecule: messenger RNA, 4349 nt
Organism: Orussus abietinus
Lineage: Eukaryota; Metazoa; Arthropoda; Insecta; Hymenoptera; Orussidae
Product: nodal modulator 3
Exons: 14
Coding region: 18-3575 (1185 amino acids)
Cellular component (GO): endoplasmic reticulum membrane
Molecular function (GO): carbohydrate binding
Source: RefSeq, a predicted model, not a curated record
AACAGCAGACGACGAAAAUGUUCCUGAAACGAGGAUUUGCAGCUAUUCUGUUUAUUAAUGUAAUUACUUUAUUAAAAAUUUCCAUUGCCGAAGACAUUCUUGGAUGUGGGGGUUUCGUAAAAAGCCACACUGAUAUUGAUUUCUCGAAAGUUCACGUGAAACUGUAUACGAAGUCUGGAAGCUUAAAAGACCAAACUGAGUGUGCUCCGAUCAAUGGAUAUUACUUUUUGCCAUUGUAUGAUAAAGGAGAAUAUGUUCUGAAGGUUGAUCCUCCCAGGGGAUGGAGUUUCGAACCAACCGAGGUUUUAUUAAACGUCGACGGGUCGUCUGACUUGUGCAGUCAAGGAGUGGACAUAAAUUUUACUUUUAAAGGUUUUGGAAUAACAGGAUGGGUAAUCAGUGAUGGUUCUAAUUCUGGACCCCAAGGCGUUACCAUUUCUUUAUACAAUGAAAAUAAUAAGCAAACACCUGUUGGAACUACGAUCACUGCACCAGGAGGGACAUUUUACUUUACACCAAUUCAACCUGGAAAGUAUACUCUAAUUGCAACGCAUCCAGUAUGGGUGAUUGAAAAAAAUAAAGUCGAGGUUACUGUAAAGGAGGGCAAUACAGAACUUCCCGAAAGGAGUUUAGUAAUUUCUGGCUACGAUGUCAGUGGGAAAGUUACUAGCGAAAGUGAACCCAUAAGUGGUGUUUCAUUUAUUCUCUUUGGAAAUGGCAAAGCUAAGAACUGUGCAACACAUCCAAUCAAAGGUUUCGAAGAUAAGAAGCCUCUCUGUCAUGCUGUUUCCGACAAAAAUGGCAGAUUUAUAUUUCCGUCUUUAUCAGUCGGUGAAUACAAGAUUGUCCCUUAUUACAUGGGUUCGCAAACAAAAUUCGUUGUUCAGCCUACUGAAGCGACAUUUAAAAUUGAACAUGAUAGUUUAAUUUUACCACAAGAUUUUAAAGUGACUGGUUUCACGGUUAGUGGUACUGUCUAUUCUAUGGCUGGUGGAAAGCCGCUACCAGGAGCCAAAGUAUACUUAUCUGGCAAACAGAUAGCUGUAACCAAUAGUGAAGGUCGUUACACGUUGGACAAUACCAAGGCUAGCCAAUAUUCCUUGCGUGCUGAUGCUGAUGACAUGCAGUUUGACGAAAAAGUAGUAAAGGUAUCUCCUAGUUCCCCGGAAUUACCACCGUUGGUACCAUCUGCAUACAAAGUAUGUGGAACAGUAACACUUUCAACAAAGGGAACUCUGCACCACCGCAAAGUGUCCAUACAAAACACAUUAUCCACAUUUCAAACAGAAGUAGACACAGACCCAUCAACUGGGAAAUUUUGUUUAUACCUCCCAUCUGGCAAAUACCAAUUGAGCAUUAUAGUUACUGCGGAAGAAAAAGCUAAGGGUCUUCAGUUCUUCCCGUUGCAACAGACAAUUGACGUUUCAGCCAAACCAAUCAAUGAUGUUAAUUUCCUACAAUUAAAAGCAACAUUGAAAGGAACGAUUCAAUGUUUGAAAAACUCUGACUGCAGCCAUGCAUCAGUUACUCUAAAAAUCCUUGACGGAAUUACAAUAAAAACAGUUCAGACAAAAGUGGUUUCUGUUGAUGCAGGUGGAGAAUAUCAAUUCACUGAGGUGCUACCUGGACACUACGAGGUUUUGAUAGAUACCGAUGUGUUUUGUUGGGAACAUCCAAGUUAUCGCGUUUCAAUUACGUCGGAGCGUGCCGAAGUACUGCCUUUCAAACAAACUGGGUUUUCUGUUACUUUUAUAUCUUCGCAUGAGACAUCUGUUGAAUUCUCUGAACCCAAUGAAUCGAAAAAAAUGGUUCUGCAUCUGUCAAAGGGUAGUACUAGGCACUGUGUAUCAAAAGCUGGUGAAUACAAGUUUGUGCCAAAAAGCUGCCAUAUUUAUCAACAAUCAGUAUACAGUUGGGAUACAAGUAGUCUUUCUCCUAUUCUUUUGUCAUCAACGAAACAUAGCCACAGAGGAAAUAUCAUUAGCAAUGCUGCAGUAAAUGAUAUAAAAAUUAAAAUUGAUGCAACGAGUGAAACACCCAUACUAGGUCCUUUGAAAUACGUAAAAGAUGGAGAUAAUUUUAAGUAUGAGUUUGAAUUUAUCGCAAGUACUGAUACCGAGUAUAUUAUAACACCUUUAUCCGAAACGUUACUAUUCAACCCACCGUCAUUGAAAGUAAUCGGAACAAAUGACUGCCACAAUAACAUCGCUACAUUCACCGGUGAUUUGGGAAAAAUUGUUCAAGGAAAUAUUUCGCCACCAUUAGAAGGUGUUACGCUUCGGAUAUUUGGAAAGGACAAAGAAGUUCCUGUACAAACUCUGGUUACUCAAAAAGACGGCGUGUAUAAAGUAGGCCCCCUCGAUGGAAAAGUAGAUUACAGCGUAACUGCAGAGAAAGACGGAUACGUUAUUGCUGGUCCAGAUGACAAGGGAAUAUUUUCAGCACACAAGUUGGCUGAAAUUAUCGUUGACGUUUCUGAUAGUACAGAUGAGCUUCCGCUUCAGGGGGUACUUCUUUCCCUUUCGGGAGGCACAAGUUAUCGCAAGAAUAGUGUCACGAACGAAGGAGGGCAGUUAACAUUUAACUCGUUAUCUCCUGGGGAAUAUUACCUUCGCCCGAUGAUGAAGGAGUACCGAUUCGAUCCACCUUCAAAAAUGAUCAAUGUUGCCGAAGGUGCCACUAUUAAAGUGAGAUUAGCUGGUAACAGAGUCGCGUUCAGUGCUUAUGGGUCCGUGACGUCACUGAACGGUGAACCUGAGCCCGGGGUGUUGGUUGAAGCUCAAGGCCAGACAAACUGCUCUUCACUUCAGGAAGAGGCAACGACGGAACAGAAUGGCAACUUCAGGAUCAGAGGACUUCAACCAUCGUGCAUUUAUGCUAUACGUUUAAAGCCCAAUGUAGAAGCAAAUGCCCUCAUCCAAAGGGCAACACCUAGUUCCAUCGCUGUGCAGACUAAAGAAGAUAUCCAAGGGCUCCGCCUGGUCGUUUUCCACCCAAUAUCGCGUACAGACUUUUCGGUACACGUCGUUUCACCUCAACCAGAACAUUAUCGUACCCUGAAAGUGAAACUUUGCAGAGAAGAUAUGCCAGACACUCCGAUUCAUAUCUCAAAGCUGGAUGGCCCGCAGACUGCCAAAGUUGGGGCUUCGUACAACGCAGGAUUCUUGGUACACUUUCCACCCUUGCAAGCUGAUGGUAAAAAAUAUUUCGUGCAGUUAGAGUCUUCCUUGUCUCCUGCACUGCAUAAAUAUCGAACCACGCCGAUAUAUUUUGAAACGAAUACGUCAUUCAAAUACGUAAAGUUGACAUUCAACGCCGAAAGGAAAAUGGACCAAAGCGACAUGAACCAAACCUCGGUAAUAGCUUUGCCUUUCAUAAUACUCGUUGCAUUUGCUUUCUUGAACCGUGACAAAGUAUGGUAUUGGUUAAAUGCUUCGGUGGAGAAAUGGUCGAAGCCUGCACCAAUUUCUAGGGCACCGGUUCAGGCUGUUCCGAUUGAUCCUAAGGCUGAUGAUAUCAUUGUAGAACAGAUCAUGAACAUUAACAAGAGGAAAGUAAAGCCUCGAAAAGCGUAAAUUUAAUCGCAAUAAAAUGUGUGGUCAUGUCCUUCGGUACUAUUUCGUAAAUUAAUUGGACAUCGCAGUGACAGGUUCAAGAAAGGUAAUUGCUCAUCUUUUUAAUAAAUGUAUUUACGUAUUGCGAAGAUCGGAGGAGUCUGUAUUUUUCAAGUUGGGUUAUGUGUGAGAAAUUAAGUGAAUGUGAGGACCAAUGAUUGUAUCUUAAGAUUCCAGGAAGAGACAUUUAGUGUCAAUCGAACAAUGCACGAAUGGUUUCGCAUCUUUAUUUGGUGAAUAGAUAUAGUGAUAAAAUGGAACUGCCAAUACUGUGAAUUUAUGAAUUCAGUUAAAGCAAACAAAUAUGUAGGUCUUUUGUAAAAAGGCAUUUCUAAGAAGAUGUAGUAUUACGUAUAUAUUAUCUAUAUCCAAUAGUUAAUCGAUCUUUGAUUAGACUAUAAACAAAAUGAAUUGAAACUAAGUUUAUGAGGUAUGCAGAAAAUCACAGGUACUACUAUAGUGUAAGGAAACAUUUCCUAGAAAUUAAAAGCAAUAUUUAUGCAUUAAAUAAUCAUGUAAAUGAUAUAAGUAUGUGCGUAUCGGUGUUACGUAACGUAAAGGUGUAAACUGCUGAUACCGAGUAAUUUAUACCUGGCUGUUAUUAAAGAUUUAGAUUUUUAAGUAUAUUUUACUCCUUUAUUCUACUUUUAAACAUAAUUACAUGCCAUUCAUUGUCCACGAUACAAACAAAAAUGUUGCACUGGUAUCAAUAAUCUGUCUUCUUGUAGCUUAAAG